CACCAACCCCAGACCUGGGUGGCAGCCGCCGAGGAGCCAGGACUGUCCCUGUCGAGCCUCAGCAACCGGCUGGGAAGCCCAGCGCCGUGAUGCCACCGGGCUGGAUCCUGCCACCGCUGCUGCUGGCGCUACUGGCCGUGGGCCAUGCCACGCCGUGCUCGCCCCGGCCCAACGCCACCCGUUUCGUCUGCACGGAGCCCACUCUCAGCACCUUCCCCAAGGGGCUGCCCACCGCCACCGUGGCCAUCUCGGUGGAGUUCACAGCUCUGGCCACCCUCCUGCCCACUGCCCUGGCAGGGCUGCCCCGGCUGCAGGAGCUCCACCUUUCCUCCAACCUCCUUACCACCCUCCCCGAGCCCCUCCUGCGCCCUGUGCCCACCCUUCGCAUCCUCGACCUGACCGACAACCUCCUGGCUGACCUCCCUGCUGGCAUCUUCACCACUGCCCACCACCUCCAGCACUUGGCACUGAGGGGCAACCAGCUGCAGGUGUUGAAACCCUCCUGGUUCCAGCAACUUCUGCAGCUGCAGUGGCUCGACCUGGCUGCCAACGGGUUGGCAGAGGUGCCAUCGGAGGUGUUCCACCCCCUGAGUGCCCUGCGAAACCUGGAUCUAUCCCACAACCGACUGGCAACCCUGGCACCGGGGGCACUGGCUGGGCUGCGGGCAUUGGAGCAGCUCGACCUGGAGGGCAACCACCUGGGCAUGCUGCUGCCUGCCACCUUCCUGCCUGUGCCCUCCCUGCGCCUCCUCUUCCUCCAGGAUAACAAGCUGCAGGCGCUGCCUGCUGGCAUCUUUCUCCCCUUGCGUCACCUUCGCGCCCUCGACCUGGCACGGAACCAGCUGCAGGCACUGGAGCUGCCCCCCCGGUCCCCUGGCCCCCCUUUGGACCUCGACAUCUCUGGCAACCCCUGGGACUGUGAGUGCCAGCUGCUGGAGGUGCUGCAGCAGGUGGCCCCACAGCUCGUCACUGCCCGUGACACCCUCUGUGCCAGCCCCCCUCGUUACCGCGGGCGGGAGGUGGCUGAGGUGAGCCAGGCUGGCGACAAGGGUUGUGCCACCCAGGGGGAUGGCCAGAACCCUCCAGACCCCUAGGCAAGGGGCUUGGUGUCACCCUGAGAGCCUGGGCAUGUCACCUCUCUCCCUGCCAUUCCAUCCCCAGCUGAGAUGGGCUCUCCUGGGGAAACUGAGGCAGGAAGAGGGGGCUGCAGCUGUCCCCAUCCCGUGAUGCCCAUCCCAGUGGCACCCAGCCCCUUCUCACCAGGCUUAGGCUGUCCCAUAUCGCUGUCCCCAUCCUGCCUGGCACAUAUCCCUGUCCCCCCCCAACAAGAGCACAUUAAACAUGGUCACUUGAUGCCACCUCA
Messenger RNA from Pogoniulus pusillus (Red-fronted tinkerbird), 1363 nucleotides. It is a transcript of the gene LRG1, whose product is annotated as leucine rich alpha-2-glycoprotein 1. Gene Ontology annotation, cellular component: plasma membrane. The coding region runs from base 90 to 1094 and encodes 334 amino acids. Lineage: Eukaryota; Metazoa; Chordata; Aves; Piciformes; Lybiidae. Gene Ontology annotation, molecular function: protein binding. The record is from RefSeq and is a predicted model, not a curated record. The transcript is spliced from 3 exons.